GCCUUCCCGGGGGUGGCGGCCAGCGCCAUGCUGCGCCUGGGGCUGUGCGCCGCCGCGCUGCUGUGCGUGUGCCGGCCGGGCGCCGUGCGCGCCGACUGCUGGCUCAUCGAGGGCGACAAGGGGUACGUGUGGCUGGCCAUCUGCAGCCAGAACCAGCCGCCCUACGAGACCAUCCCGCAGCACAUCAACAGCACCGUGCACGACCUGCGGCUCAACGAGAACAAGCUCAAGGCCGUGCUCUACUCCUCGCUCAACCGCUUCGGGAACCUCACCGACCUCAACCUCACCAAGAACGAGAUCUCCUACAUCGAGGACGGCGCCUUCCUGGGCCAGUCGAGCCUGCAGGUGCUGCAGCUGGGCUACAACAAGCUCAGCAACCUGACCGAGGGCAUGCUGCGCGGCAUGGGCCGCCUGCAGUUCCUCUUCGUGCAGCACAACCUCAUCGAGGUGGUGACGCCCGCCGCCUUCUCCGAGUGCCCCAGCCUCAUCAGCAUCGACCUGUCCUCCAACCGCCUCAGCCGCCUGGACGGCGCCACCUUCGCCAGCCUGGCCAGCCUCAUGGUGUGCGAGCUGGCCGGCAACCCCUUCAACUGCGAGUGUGACCUCUUUGGCUUCCUGGCCUGGCUGGUGGUGUUCAACAACGUCACCAAGAACUACGACCGCCUGCAGUGCGAGUCCCCGCGCGAGUUCGCCGGCUACCCGCUGCUGGUGCCGCGGCCCUACCACAGCCUCAACGCCAUCACCGUGCUCCAGGCCAAGUGCCGCAACGGCUCGCUGCCCGCCCGGCCCGCCAGCCACCCCACGCCCUACUCCACCGACGCCCAGAGGGAGCCCGACGAGAACUCGGGCUUCAACCCCGACGAGAUCCUCUCGGUGGAGCCGCCGGCCUCGUCCACCACGGACGCGUCUGCGGGGCCCGCCAUCAAGCUGCACCACGUCACCUUCACCUCGGCCACGCUGGUGGUCAUCAUCCCGCACCCCUACAGCAAGAUGUACGUGCUGGUCCAGUACAACAACAGCUACUUCUCCGACGUCAUGACGCUCAAGAACAAGAAGGAGAUCGUCACGCUUGACAAGCUGCGGGCGCACACCGAGUACACCUUCUGCGUGACGUCGCUGCGCAACAGCCGCCGCUUCAACCACACCUGCCUGACCUUCACCACGCGGGACCCCGUCCCCGGCGACCUGGCGCCCAGCACCUCCACCACCACCCACUACAUCAUGACCAUCCUGGGCUGCCUCUUCGGCAUGGUCAUCGUGCUGGGCGCCGUCUACUACUGCCUGCGCAAGCGCCGCAUGCAGGAGGAGAAGCAGAAGUCGGUCAAGGUCAAGAAAACCAUCCUGGAGAUGCGCUACGGGGCGGACGUGGAUGCCGGCUCUGUGGUGCACGCUGCCCAGAAGCUGGGCGAACCCCCCGUGCUGCCCGUGUCCUGCAUGGCCUCCAUCCCCUCCAUGAUCGGGGAGAAGCUGCCCACCUCCAAGGGGCUGGAGGCCGGGCUGGACACACCCAAGGUGGCCACCAAGGGCAACUACAUUGAGGUGCGCACGGGCACGGGCGGGGACGGCCUGGCCCGGCCGGAGGAUGACCUCCCGGACCUGGAGAAUGGCCAGGGCUCGGCCGCUGAGAUCUCCACCAUCGCCAAGGAGGUGGACAAGGUCAACCAGAUCAUUAACAACUGCAUCGACGCCCUCAAGCUGGACUCGGCCUCCUUCCUGGGGGGCGGUGGCGGCAGCGGGGACCCCGAGCUGGCCUUUGAGUGCCAGUCCCUCCCCGUGGCCGCCGCCGCUGCCGCCUCCUCGGCAGCGACCCCGGGGGUGCUGGAGCGGCCCAGCUUCCUCUCACCCCCCUACAAGGAGAGCUCCCACCACCCGCUCCAGCGCCAGCUGAGCGCUGACGCCGCCGUGGCCCGCAAGACCUGCAGCGUGUCCUCCAGCGGCUCCAUCAAGAGCGCCAAGGUCUUCAGCCUGGACGUGCCCGACCACCCAGCGGCCGCGGGGCUGGCCAAGGGCGACUCCAAGUACAUCGAGAAGGGCAGCCCCCUCAACAGCCCGCUGGACCGGCUCCCACUGGUGCCGGCGGGCAGCGGUGGGGGCGGCGGCGGGGGCGGCGGCGUCCACCACCUGGAGGUGAAGCCCGCCUUCCACUGCAGCGAGCACCGGCACAGCUUCCCGGCCUUGUACUACGAGGAGGGCGCCGACAGCCUGAGCCAGCGCGUGUCCUUCCUCAAGCCGCUGACCCGCUCCAAGCGGGACUCCACCUACUCGCAGCUCUCCCCCAGACACUACUACUCAGGUUACUCCUCCAGCCCUGAGUACUCCUCCGAGAGCACGCACAAGAUCUGGGAGCGCUUCCGGCCCUACAAGAAGCACCACCAUGAGGAGGUGUACGUGGCAGCCGGCCACGCCCUGCGCAAGAAGGUCCAGUUCGCCAAGGACGAGGACCUGCACGACAUCCUCGAUUACUGGAAAGGGGUCUCGGCCCAGCAGAAGCUGUGACCCUCUCCUUCCCGGUGAGGCCGGAGGGGGAGGGUGGAGGGGCACACGGGGAAGGGCCCGGCAGCCGGGCCGGGGGGAAGGGGCGGCGCCGGGGGUCGAGGCCGAGGCCGAGGAGUGGACGCACACGCACACCCGCACGCACGCACCCAUGCACACACCUGACCACCACCUGACUGUGAACCACCACCACCCGACAAUAACGGACAGGAAAACAAAGACACGUUCUCCUUAAAGUUUACACACUGAUACCGAAACCAGUCGUCUUUACUGUGCUGCCCAGGGACUCUGCUGGGGUGUGCGGGCCUGGGGCGGGGCGGGGCGCAGGCCAGGAAGCCAGAAGGGAGUGUGGGGUCUGGGGCUCGGGGACUAAGGGACAGGUUUGGGGGCAGAGGAGUCUGGAGCAGAGAGAGGGUCCCCCUCACUCUGGG
Ailuropoda melanoleuca (giant panda) is the source of this 2924-nucleotide messenger RNA. It is a transcript of the gene ELFN2, whose product is annotated as extracellular leucine rich repeat and fibronectin type III domain containing 2. Lineage: Eukaryota; Metazoa; Chordata; Mammalia; Carnivora; Ursidae. Gene Ontology annotation, molecular function: protein binding. Gene Ontology annotation, cellular component: plasma membrane. The record is from RefSeq and is a predicted model, not a curated record.